GGAAGUCAAAGGCUGGACCCGGAAGAGAAUUACGAACUUUGAGAGACAUGAGCUGUCAAACAUACCUUUAUUGGUAAUUUUGAAGUUUUUGGAAGGGUACAUUUAAUCAAAGAUGGCACAGUUUCACGAGAGCAUUCGCAAUGCUUUAUCAGAAUUUGAUAAAUUUCUGGAAGCUCUGAAAAGUGAAAAGUUAUCAAAGAAGUUGCUAAGUAACAAGGAUAAGCUGAUUGAGUUGCUGAAGAAGCUGAGGGAUGACUACCCAGCUCUUGCACCAACCCCAACGAAUGAUAUAGAGGGGUCUGAUGGAUCAGCGGGGAGAGUGAGCAACCUGAGUGUAGGAGCGGCAGAUGAAGAUGACUAUGCCUACACUGAGACAUCAGAUGUGCCUGAAGUUGCUGUGAAAGAUCUAACAAAUGCUGUCAAAAUGGGAUACUUGGAGAAGAAGAGGAAAAAAGCCACGCUUCUACAAAGUGCGUAUCAGAAGAGGUUCUGCGUGAUCCACAACAAGACCUUCUACUACUAUGAGAAGAGCAAGGAUGUCAAACAGUCUGGAGCCUUUUUUCUUGAAGGCUAUGAGUUCCGCGAGGCACCACAACAUGUCAAGGAGGCUGCCAAGAAGGAACUGAGCUUUGAGAUGGUGGCGCCAGGGAAGCGGUCAUACCAGUUUCUAGCAGAGUCAAAGGAGGAGUUCCAGUCAUGGCGGGUUAUCAUCGAGAGUGGCGGAGAACCUACAGGUAGCAGUGACAUUCCAAUAGAGGGCGAGUUCGACGAUAUUUAUGAGGAUAUGGAGGAGGUGGCAGAGCAGGUGAAGACAUUGUCGGCAACCACUGAUGUUCCACAGCCUAAUGGCGACAAGGAUGAUCAAGAAGUCUAUGAUGAUGCAGAGUCUGCCACAAAAGCAGACGAGGAGAUUAUCGGUGAAAUGGAUGAGGUUUAUGAUGAUGUGGGAAAUGUUGAAAAAUCUCUGCCAGCUCCAGAGAAACCCACAGAAAAACCACCUCCAGUUCCCCCGCCGAUGAGAUCCAAACCUUCUCUGCCUCUCCCAGACCUUCCACCCCCUCCACCCCCAUUCAAACAGGAUCAGCCUCUUCCAGCCUUACCAUGCUUACCGGACCUACCCCCACCCCGGCCUACUAAACCCAUCCCCAGGCCAAAAUUGGAGCUGUCGAUCAAUCCAUUGGAGGAUUAUGAGAACAUGUAUUAUGGAAAAUGGGACUGGAAGGCUGAUUCAGAUGAGGAGUUGUCCUUCAAGCACGGUGAAAUUGUUCAUGUUAUUAACCGCGAGUUUGACAACAAGGACUGGUGGGUUGGCCGGAUAGAUGAAAAGUAUGGUCUUGUGCCAAAACAUUAUCUCAUCAGAGCGUAUAAAGCAAUGGGAUGAAUACCGAGGAAUCAAAAUUUUCAUGAUUUUUUAUUAUUGAUUUUGUUUAGUUAUUUCUUGUUCUUUCAAUCAGUUAUUAUUCAGCUGUAUUGACAAGGUUUUCAAAUUGUUUGUAUAAUUGUUAUUGAACUGAUUUAACUAUUUUUUCAUACUCAAAAUAUUCUGUGAUGAUUUUUAUAUGUGUUUUUGUCUUGUAAUCAUGGAUAGAGUAUUAUUCAUGUUAGGAUAUAUAACAUUAAAUUUUAAAUGAAAAAUAUGAAAUUAAGAAAAAAACAGAAUAGGAAUGACAUUUUCAUAAAAAUAGGCAUUACUUGGAAGUUGAUCAGUGACAAAGUAGAGAUACUUUUAUAGAUAACAACUUCUUUAUUUACAGUAAAUAAAGAAUUUGUUAUCCAUAAAGUUAUCUCUACGUUGAUAUUUUCAUAUAUUUACUUCUGGCUCUACAAGCAGUUUGUUUGGACCAUGCAGCAAUUAUAUCUGAAAGAUUUCUUAAUUUUAUAUUAUCUCAUAUUUUCUGAUGAAAUGCAGGGAUAUUUUUUUUUAGUUUUUGGUUUAUCAAUUUUGUUUUCGUUGAUCAAAUUCAAAUCAUUUUGUCUUCUGAACAUGCUGAAACAUGCAGUUUAUUUUAUAAAUUUUAUGUCAUUAUACAUGUAUAUGGAUAAAAAGUAAAUGCUUAAUCUGUAUAUUUUUUAUCAAUAUCCCAACCUAUACAGAAAGAAGUUUUUAACAUUUUGUACUCCAUAUGCUGGUAGUAAAUCUGGCGACAUGGAACAAGUUCUGGUGAGACUUUUAACAUAAUAUUAAAUGAAAUUUUGAAUAGAAUUAAUAAAAGAGGUUACAAAAUAAGUCAAGAUAUACAAUGAACAUUUUUUUAUAACCAGACAGUGUCAUCACAUGAUUAAUUUACGUACUUCAAUACAGAUUUGUUGACAUAGUAUUUUCCGUGUUAUGUGCUCACAGUAAUGUCUUUGUGUUGGGGAAAAAAACAUCUAAACUCUUCAACCCUGUGUUAAAGACGAUCCCCUUGAGAGCCCCCUAAUUUUAAGUACGAAAAACUUGCCUUAUACACAGCAAUAUACGAUAAUGUUAAUUUUCAGUGGAAUAUCCCUUUAACAUGUUUAAUGCAUGAUGAUACACUGAUUUAUUGUUGAUUGUCUGUGGUCUGUUUGCUCCUCAACUGAACUAUUUAUUAAGUGUAGCCGAAAUGCCUGCCAUCAUUACCAUGGUUACUGACAUGGUUUUGUCACGAUGCUGAUUACUACAGGCUAGUUAAGGGCUUGUGUUGAAAUCCACAGGGAUCAUGUAAGCUAUAUUACUUAAAUAUAGAAGUAGUUGUGUCUAUGUAUUAGAGGUUAGAUACAUCAGCCUAUGGCAUCGCUGUUCACAUUCAAUGCAAUUAGCUUCUAUUUGUUAGUUUGUUGUUUAAUGCCACACUCCACAAUAUUCAAGCCAUUCUAUUUUAUUGGUUUGAUGUAUUAUUUGUAGGCCAGGGUCUUUUAAAUUUAAAAUGUAGACGGUAGGUCGGAAAAAAAAAUGCAUCGCACUGGAUUUUUUAAUCAUCUUAAAGUUUGAUUUGGAUUGGAAGGUGAUUAAAAAAAAUCUUGGCCAUUUGUGUCCUUAUGAAUAUUUAAAAUAUAAACUCUGACUUGUUAUGACAAUUUAUUGUCAAACAAAUUCUGUUUUAGCCAUAUAAAAAUACCUUAGAUUACAUUUAUUGUCAAAGCAACCUUUACUGUCGUUGGUAUAAACAUGAUAAAAAAAACUUGUCAUUCUGAUUUUUUUAUAAAAUGAUAUUUUAGGAACAUAUUUUAGCAUUUCUGUAUGACUGCUUAAUAAGCAGUUCCUAAUUAAGUGCCUCAAAGAAUUCACCUGGUGCUAGAAGUGGGGAAAAGUGUUUUCCAUGCUUAUGUUGUGAUCGGUUUUACGAACAUCAGUUUACCAGUCAUUGAAGAACAUGUAUUAGAAUCUUCUCCAGCUCUUUGCUGCACAGCAUUAAAAACAGCUAGUCAUGUUAGAUGUUUAGUCUUGGUGCCAACCCCCUUUCCCCUGAAUCCCGAAUACCAUUAAUUUUUUCACUUGAAUCUCAUUUGCUCACCCCUGAAUCCCAAAUACUUUUUAACGCAAAUCUCAAAAGCACAUGUCAGAAUUCACUCUACAAAGGCAGAAUGUUGAUCACAGAUGAAAACUUAUAGAACACGUUCCUAGGUCAUAAGGGAUAGUAUUUGAAGUUAGAUUAAUCAAACAUAUCAAAAAUAUUGCAUAAAUAAAAUAUAUAUAGGAACUUUUUACACCUACCAAUACAUUUUUUAAAUGUUGAAUCUGUGAACCAAAUACAAUUUUAUUUGCGUCCCAUGAACCUCACGAAUCCCGAAUACCCUCUAAGACCCUGGAAUCACUCGUUCCAAAAGGGGGUCGGCCAUGUUGGCAGCCUCAAUCUUCAUAGGUCUCCUGAUCUUUGUUUGUUGUAUGUGAUUACACGUUAGUUUAACAUUUAUUGAUCGGAGAUGUAAACAUGUUACCAUGGUAACUGAAUAUUUGUUACUCCACUAUGGAAUUACUGUAUGAAUUGCUAUGAGAAGUUUAACUUUAAUGAAUGGCACGUGAAUUUUUUAGAUAGCUUUGAGUAGAAAUUGAGAUUUGUUAACAUGAUUAAGAUAUAAAAUAACUGAGCAUUUUUAAUAACAAGGCUAGACUCAUUCAUUCUCUUGUUAUCGGCAAACCUUAUAAAAAAAUUAUACAUUUGAGAAACAGUAUUUAAAUUAUGUUUUUGAUUUAAGUAUUUCUUUUAAGCAUGUUUUUUUUUGUUAAAAAAAUAAAAUAAAUUUGCUUACCCAUAUGUAUAAAAUUCAGUAAGUUUUGUCCUGGUUGAAUUGACUUUGUCAACACAAGCUGCCAGUACUGCAGAUGCACAUGUGUAUUUCUAGACGAACACCCUAAUCAUGCCUGGUUGUAUAGUCUCUAUAUACCCUGAAUGAUUCAUAGCCACUUGACAAAUCAACACAAUUCUCAUCUUGAAAUAACCAGCCAAUCAAAUCAUGCUUGUUAUCAUCACUCAUAUCUCCAUGCAGCAACUUGUAACAAAACUUUUCAUUGGAUGGCAUCAGAGUGAGUGAGUGAGUAUGGUUUUACGCCACUUUUAGCAAUAUUCCAGCAAUAUCACAGCGGGGGACACCAGAAAUUGGCUUCACACAUUGUACCCAUAUCGGGAAUUGAGCCCGGGUCUUCGGAGUGACGAGCGAACGCAUUAACCACAAGGCUACCCAGAUGCCCUAUUCAAAUAUAAACUCAAGUCUUGUUCUGGUCUCCAUUUAGAUUUUAUUUUCUUAUUUUGUAGAUAUUUAUUAUUCAAAUAAGAUAAAUUAAUCUCUUGGAGCAAGGACGUACAUAUGUACUUUGCUGGGGCUCAAUGCUAGUCUAGAACUAGUGGUGUAGUCCACAAAAUAAUUUCAAUGCUUUUAGAAUUGCCAUGUCUGUAUUAAACCUGGAGUUUGAUUGGUCAGAAUUUUGAUCAUCUUUUGCCUCAAUGAUGUGGUAGCUGGUUAUUCCAGGACAUGAACUGUAUUCAACAAGUCAUCAGCUAUGUGACAUUCAGGGUAUAUGAAGGAAAGUUGUCACCAUGGAAACCCACGUCUUUUCAAUUAAAAUGUAUUUUGUACAAAACAUUUCGAAAAGUACAUGAUUAGCUGUGUGUUUUUCAUUUUUUGACAUGCAGGUGCCAACCCCUGCCUUCCCAGAAUCCCAAAUACCAUCAUACCACUGAAUCCCUAGUACUACUUAACACAAAAGCAUUGAGUAAAGGGUGCGAUUAGAAGUUAAGUUACUGAAAAAAUAUCGAAAAUAUGAAUAAUAUAAAGUCAUUUUUUAGGUACACCAUAAUUUUUGUUUAAAUAUUGAAUCUGCGUACGGAAUAUGAUUUUAUUUGUACCCCCACUUACUGCGUCCUGAAUAUCCUCUAAAUUGAUCCCUGAAUCACUCCUACCAAAAGGCUGGUUGGCAGCCUCAUCUACUGAUAGUAGCAUGGCCGAUAUUAACUGUUGAUAUUUUAACUUGCCAUCCAUAAAGUGCCGCAAGGCAAUGGGCAGUUCUGAUGCAUUAGUUCUUUGAAUAAUCAUCACACAUUUAGAAUAUUACUUUGAAUGUUUGAGGAUGCGUACUUGUCAAUCUCAUUAAAAUCAGAUCUUAGUUCUCGCUAGCGCUAAACAAAGAUCCGAGGACAUUCCAUUACGGGUCAUGUCAGAACGACCUUUUGCAAACUUUGACUAACCACUGAAAUGACUGACAAAAGUCGACAUCAGCCAAUUAGAAAGCAUCUUUCUCGACCUUUACGGCACUCAUUUCAACCUGGCGACUUCCAUUUCAGACUACGUUUGAAAAAUAUGUUGACGCAGUUCUCAUUUAAAAUUUUGAAAACUGAGCAAACGAACAUCCCGGAAUGUCUAAAUAUUGUUGAGAUUGUAUGGCAGCGCUUCCUACGUACUGUGCAACGCCUGUUUCGUUCAACUAUUUAUCCCAUGGAAGCGAGAGAUAGGCGAAGAUUUUGCUGGAAUCAGUCGUACAGGCCGUAACUGUUGUUCAGAAUACCCCAUGUUAACAUUUUCGAGGUUGCAUCAUUAGAAAACACAUUCCGACUGUCACUUUCAUGAUCUGGUAAGUGUCGAUGUGAUUGGUUGGAUGAAAAGUUGUUCUGACAUGACCUGUAAUGGGAUGUCCUCAGAUCUUUGUUUAGCGAUAGCGAGAACUAAGAUCUGAUUUUAAUGAGAUUGCCUACUUGUUAGUGUGGUCUCUUUCUACUGUAAGUAUCGAAUACCAGAUUGUGUGAAUCUAUGUUUGUUAUUGUCCGACAGGAAACAUUGUAAUACUCUUUGUAAUGUUAUACGUGAUGGAAUUUGAACCAUUUCUUGUAAACUGAGCGUUAUUCUGCAAUGACUGAGUUGAAUUGAGAACAAAGUGAUAUUUGUCCUUGUGAAAAUAUUUCCAUGCACCUCGUGCCUUCUGGAAUGUGUCACACUUCUGCAUGCUUUUCAAUAAAAUGCAGUCGUCAUCAUUAUGCUAAA
Messenger RNA from Haliotis rufescens (red abalone), 6435 nucleotides. RefSeq names its product src kinase-associated phosphoprotein 2-B-like. Gene Ontology annotation, molecular function: protein binding. The transcript is spliced from 9 exons. Lineage: Eukaryota; Metazoa; Mollusca; Gastropoda; Lepetellida; Haliotidae. Bases 113 to 1381 code for a protein of 422 amino acids. Gene Ontology annotation, cellular component: plasma membrane; cytoplasm. The record is from RefSeq and is a predicted model, not a curated record.